AGUACACCAAAAUCUACAGAAUUUGUUAAAAACUGUGAGCUGCGCUGAAGUAAAUAAAAGAGAAAAAUUCAAAUACGUGGUGAGAGUGAAACUCCCUACAGAUGAAGAUAUAUCACAGAUUUCAAAAAAAAAUUUAAACGGAAGACCGCGGAUAAUAUAGGAAAUAGCGCCCCCUUCACUUCCGGAGUACAAUGGUACCAUUUCCAAACAAGGCCUGAGACUGACAGUGGUCCGUCCCGCCCCUUCCUGUUUGCUGCAGCGAGGUCCAUUUUCGCGAGGUGUACUAAGUUCUGGUCAGGGAGCAGAACUUACAUGAACUUCAGCCUUACCGUUUCCGGCCUGCAGAGGGCGACACCGCCCCGCAGAUCCGGGACGGUGAGAAGAAAACAGCAGGACGGAGAAGGAACCGCCGGUUCCGAACUCUGCGGAUCGAUUCUGAAUGCUGACGGUCAGGGGAGGACUUCCGGUCGGGUUCGAAACCUUCAGCAUGGCGGUCCAGCUGUGGUGCCUGUCGUUCCGGCAGCCGUACGCCGGUUUGGUUCUGGACGGGGUGAAGACUGUGGAGAGCCGCUGGCGCCCCCUGCUGGCGCUGCUGGAGAACCGCACCCUGGCGGUCCACAUCGCCUGGCAAGACUGGGAGGGGGAGGAGUGGAGGGCGGCGCUGGGCGGAGCUUGGGGGCUGAGCGCCGCCGGGGUCCAGGAGCUGCUGGAGUCCGGGGAACGCUUCGGCCGCGGCGUGGUGGCAGGCCUGGUGGAUGUGGGCAGGACCUGGCAGUGCCCCACCUCCCUGCCAGAGGCGGAGCUAGCAGAGUUGCAGCGUUCGGCCGUUCUGAUUGGUCUAGAGGAGAAGCACCUGACCUGGCUGUCCAAUCCCCGCUGGCUGAAGGGGCCCCUGAAGGCCCCGGGAGGUCGCGACCUCUGGACCGUGGAGAUUCCCGCUGAGCUGAUGCCAUGAGAACACUGUUAGUAAUGAGGAAGUAGCAUUAGGGUCACCAUUAGUCUCCAUGGCAACAGAAUUCUGCUGAGACCCGCUUCCUGUGUAAGCUCCUCCCCCUGACCAGUCGGACCGGAACCAGACAGAGGGGUUCUGGUCUGGUCCAACAUCAGCCUCCAUCAUUGUUUGUAAAUAUUGUGUUGAUUUUUGUAAAUAAAUUUCUACUGGUUUAAAAUA
Molecule: messenger RNA, 1171 nt
Organism: Poecilia latipinna (sailfin molly)
Lineage: Eukaryota; Metazoa; Chordata; Actinopteri; Cyprinodontiformes; Poeciliidae
Product: protein CXorf40A
Exons: 4
Coding region: 440-955 (171 amino acids)
Source: RefSeq, a predicted model, not a curated record